Molecule: messenger RNA, 1829 nt
Organism: Spodoptera littoralis (African cotton leafworm)
Lineage: Eukaryota; Metazoa; Arthropoda; Insecta; Lepidoptera; Noctuidae
Source: the annotation of a GenBank genome assembly
AUGUUGGGUAACUGUAGCGGUAUGUUAGUGGAGCGCCAUUUUAGCGCCGCUAGAGAUUGCAGCGCUGUGACGUGUCGUAAGUUGAAGGACGCGCGCUUACCAGCGCCCUCACUGGCUCCUGUCGCGGUACUACAUCCACCACCCCGUUACGGGCACAUUGCGCCCAAGACGCAGACGGGCAAGGUGGUGACGAUAUUCUACGCCAUCCUGGGCAUUCCACUCAUGUUGCUGUGUCUGUCCAACAUCGGUGACGUCAUGGCGUCCUCAUUCAGGUUCCUCUACUGGCGCGUGUGCUGCUACGUGUGCACUCGCCCUCCAAAGCGCCGCCACCGCCACCAUCCCUCCACGAGGCGGUCGGUGCGCGGUGGCAGCGUGCGCGGCUCGACGCGGCGGCGCGUGCGCCCCAUCGAGCGCGCGCACUCAGACACCGACUGCAGGUAUCGUGACAGUGGGUACAGCAGUGGGCGCGUGCGCAGGCCGCGGGGCCCCGCGAACCACGCCGCCUCACUCCCGCGCACCAGGUCGCAGCCACCACCGCAUGCCAGACUUCAUGUAGCCAGAGACUACGACUUGGAGGAGUCGUCACCAGUCCGUUAUGAGAAGCAUGGCCGAGAGGGACGAGACGUAUACGAUGAUGACGACAGAGCAGAGGAGUUCCCUAAGAUUUCGUUACCACUACAAGACCUAGAGGCGGCAUUGCAAGACUUGGAAACUCAUCACAUGAAAAUAUCUUCAAAAGCUGAGUUACGUAGCAAAUCUCUACCUCGACCAGCGAAAGCAAAGCCAGAGUAUGGGCCGCGGCGAGACUUCGAUGAUCAGAGACAUUUCGAAGAUGAUCCCAGAGAUAUGUAUGAGAUGCAUGAUCUACAUGACGUGGACUAUGAGAACUAUAAGGAAAGACAGGCAUUGGAGAGAGAGCGGCGGAGGGAGCGAGAGGAACUGUAUGGUUACAGAGAUCGCGGGUAUGAUCCAGAAGAUGAGGAUUUUGAGUUCGACUAUCCGAAGGGCAGGAGGUCGAGACGUGAUAUGAGGGCGGAGAGAGGCAGGUCGGAGUACGUGGAGCGUGAGGAGCCGUGGGAGCGGUCCCACCGGCGCCAGCGCCGCGCUCGCUCCGCCAUGUACGACAGUGAGCGCUGGGACGAGGAGCGACCACCACCUCCGCCCCCCGAGCCGCGCCGCCCACUGCGGAGACUGCACACUGUGGACGACAGUAGAUACCGUACACGUACGCCCUCUGUAGAGAGAGAUGACUGGAGCGACGAGGUGGCGGUGGUGCCGCGACGCAGUAGGCCACCCCAAGCAUGGGGCUCACGAGCUUCUGAGAUAUACCACCCGCCUUCCGAUGUAGUUAAGGAGGAGAUAAAGCCGGUCCCGAUCUGGUUGUGCGUGUUCCUGGUGGCAUCGUACAUCGUGGCGGGAACGUUCCUAUUCAAGAGCUGGGAGAGCUGGGAGUACUUGGACGCCGCCUACUUCUGUUUCAUCACACUCACAACCAUCGGCUUUGGCGACUUCGUGCCUGCUCAGGGUCAGAGUGUGGACGACCCGGCAGCGGCGGUGCACUCCAUAGCUCUGUGCUCGCUGUACUUACUGUUCGGGAUAGCGCUGCUGGCCAUGUCGUUCAACCUGGUGCAGGAGGAGGUGCGCGCCAAUGUCGCCGCGCUCGCCACCAAGCUGGGGAUCAUCAAGCCGAGGGACACACAGCCUGAUUCAGAUACCGAUUACUGAUAUCACCUGAAUCAUACUUUAUCCAGACCUUUGCCCAAUCAGGUUGGGGGCGGCGCUGAGUAAACUGAGUCUAAAUCGCAUUUAGCUGAAUGUCAGUUAUGAUU